AUGGAUAACCUAAAGAAGAAACGGAGCUACCUCAAAGGUAGGACGACUCGAUUAAUUAAUAUUCUUAACGACAAAAUUAAUUCAGAUGCAAUUACUAUUGAUGAACUCGAAAUAUAUGGCUCUGAUUCUCGGGAUUUAUGGCAUGAAUUGCAUGAGUUAAACACGGAAAUUAUCCUAGCUCAAAAGGAUACAGAAAUCGAGGCAAACGACAAAGAAUAUGAUGAAAUCGCAUCCAAAAUUGAAAGUUUAAAGUUUAAUUCAGAACAUCAUUUGAACUCUGUUAAAUUACCCAAAAUAGAACUACCAACAUUUUCAGGCAAUUUUUGUGAAUGGCUAAGUUUUCGUGACUUAUUCAUUGCAACCAUUCAUAACAAUUCAUCUCUUUCUGAUGCUCAACGUUUGCAAUAUCUCAAGCUUUCGAUUAAAGGCCAAGCAUCUGUUCUAAUUCAAGCUCUGCAAAUUACGAAUGAAAAUUACGAUAAAGCAUGGAAAUUAAUUAGUGAUAGAUAUGAAAACGUUUCGGAAAUAAUUAAUGCAACCCUAGACCGAUUAUUUUCGCAACCAAAUUUAAAUUCUGAGUCAUCUCAUGGAUUAAGAAAGUUAUUAGAUAUUACUAAUCAGUGUAUUGACACUUUAGAAAUACUAAAACAACCAGUAUAUCAUUGGGAUACCAUUCUAGUUUAUUUCUUGAAAAAGAAACUGGAUUCUGAAACAUUACGUCAGUUUACAUUGAGUUUGAACAGAUCGGAAGUUCCAACAUUCAAAUCAUUUCGCGAAUUCAUUGAAAAACGCGCUGCAGCUUUAGCGUGUCUGAUACAUAACACACAUGGCGCCGGAUCAUUUUCGUCAAGGACACCGAACGAAAAAUCUUUCUCAUCAAAAAACAAAAUAGAGUCAAAACAUAUCGCGCUCACGAACACUUGUUUAUACUGUAAGGAUAAUUCUCAUGUAAUUUAUCAGUGCGAUAAAUUUAAAGAAAUGCCAAUUAGUGCGAGAAAGGAAUUUGUAAUGCAAAUGAAAAUUUGUUUGAAUUGUUUAAGACCAAAUCAUUUUGCCAAUACUUGUAAGAGUUCAAAGUGCAAAAAAUGCGAUCGCAAGCAUAACACUUUGCUCCACGAAACGACACAUGUCAAAAAUGAGGAACAUAAAAGUGAUACGUUAGUAUCAAAUCAUUAUUCGGAAUCUAAUUUGAAUGCGCAAAAUGUUUUGCUUCCAACUGCUAUUAUUAAUGUGCAUGACAAGUAUGGAAAUGCGCAUGUUUGUAAAGCUCUAAUUGAUUGUGCAUCUCAAGCAAGCUUUUUUAGAGAGGAUUGUUUACAGCGGUUAGGUAUUCCACGGCAGCGGGUUAGUGUUACUGUUGCAGGGUUAGGUUCUAAUGAAUCGAAUAAAAUUUCGGGUGCAGCUCAAAUUAAAAUAUCGCCAGUCUCAGAUACUGAUUUGACACUCACUGUUGAUGCAUUAACCAUCCCUAAAAUUACAAAUAAUCUUCCCCAGAAUAAAAUUGAUGAUGCGAAAUUAAAAUAUUUUAAGCAUUUGAUACUUGCAGAUAAAAAUUGUAAUCAACCUAGCACCAUUGAUGUCCUACUGGGUGCUGACGUGCUAGCAAACAUAAUGCUGAGUGGGCAUAUUGUUAUUCCAGGAGAGAAUUUGAUGGCGCAGGAAACAAUUUUUGGAUGGAUUAUCUUGGGAAAAGUGGGAAAAACUCAAAGCAACUCGAAUCGCGUUUAUACUCACUUCACUCGUUGCGAGGAGUUCGAAGUUCAGAAGUUGUGGGAAUUAGAAGAAAUUCCAAACAAAAAAAUACUCUCCCCUUCAGAACAGGCAUGUGAAAACCAUUUUCACUCCACAUUUACACGUAAUGAUGAGGGUAGGUUUAUCGUAAGGUUACCUUUUCACAAUGAUAAUCUAAAAUUGGGUUCAUCUCGUGAAGUCGCAGAAAAGAGGUUGAUUCAAAAUGAGAAGAGUUUUGUCAAAAAACCCGAAAAAAUGAAAUUAUACAGAGAAUUCAUGCUCGAAUAUGAAAUGUUAGGUCACAUGGAACUGUGUUCAGAAAAUGAUAAUUCAGGAGAACAUUUCUAUCUUCCGCAUCAUGCUGUUAUGAAAUCAUCUCAGUCUUCUUCUAAGUUUCGCGUUGUCUUCGAUGCGUCUGCUAAAUCGUCAAGUGGAGCAUCUCUCAACGACAAGCUUAUGGUAGGUCCAACUUUACAGGACGACAUAGCAACCCUAUUAUUGAGAUUUCGCAAACAUAGAAUCGCUAUGACAAGUGACAUUGUUAAAAUGUAUAGGCAAAUUUUGAUUCAACCGGACGACACACAAUACCAAAAAAUACUCUGGAGACAAUCGUCAGACGAGGAAGUUAAGGAAUUCCGCUUGCUGACAGUCACAUAUGGCACAGCUUCAGCUCCAUAUUUGGCCACGAAAUGUCUGCAACAACUUGCAGUAGAAGAAAGUGAGAAAUUUCCGCACGCGUCUCAAGUAGUUAAAUCAGAUUUUUAUGUAGACGAUCUCAUGACUGGAGCCGAGUCCGUUGAAGAAGUAAUUCAACUGCAACAAGAAAUAAUUGAAAUGUUGAAGCGUGGAGGAUUUGAAAUCAAAAAAUGGUCAUCGAAUGAAGAAUUGGUACUUGAAAAUAUUCCCCCAGAAAGUCGUGCAACAUCUUUGCCUCUGGAAAUUAGAGAUGAUGUUAAGACCCUUGGAGUUCUGUGGAACCCAGCAACGGACACUUUUUCUUUUAGGUGGAAUUUACCUCCUGUUUCAAAAUUUUGCAGCAAACGUAUUGUGCUAUCCUUCAUAUCUACAAUUUUCGAUCCUUCUGGUUGGAUUUCUCCCGUUAUUCUUAAAUUCAAGUUGCUUAUUCAACACCUCUGGAAAUUGAAGCUCAGCUGGGACGAAAAUCUUCCACCAGAUUUACAGCUAGAAUGGAAAUCUCUAGUCGAAGACUUAUCUCAACUAAAAGAAAUUAAAGUACCCAGGUACAUUCUUCAACCUUACAGCAACAUCAUAGAACUUCACGGAUUUUGUGAUGCCUCCGAAAAAGCAUACGCGGCUGCAGUAUACAUACGAACGAUUUCGAUGAAUGGCAACAUUAAUGUGCAACUGGUUACUAGCAAGACCAGAGUAUCACCUAUAAAAUUUGUUUCUCUUCCUCGACUUGAACUUUGUGGUGCCUUCUUGUUAGCUAAACUUGUUCGCUUUACGUCUCGAGCGCUACAACUCGAUGCAGUUAAGACAUUAUGCUGGACCGAUUCCACAAUUGUUUUGGGCUGGCUAGCAUCACACUCUAGCCGGUGGAAAACUUUUGUUGCGCAUAGAGUAGAAAAGAUUCAUGAGCUUGUUCCUGAAGCUCUUUGGAACCACGUAGACGGCAAAUUAAAUCCAGCAGACUGUGCCUCACGGGGAAUGACCCUUGAACAAUUGCAGAACUUUCCGCUGUGGUGGCGAGGCCCUGAUUUCUUGUAUUCGCAAGAAGAUAUCUCGCACGAACCAUUUCAGUACAUUGAAACUGAUGAAAUUCGUGCAGAAGAAAAGAAAACCGUACCUGCAACCCACGUCGCAACAGCGACAGCAGAAAAGAGUGACAUUCUAGAAUUAUUGCAUAAAUUUUCUUCGCUCUCCAAAUUGAAGCGAGUUACAGCUUAUUGUUUCAGGUUUAUUUACAAUUGCAAACGUUCAAAGGAAAAAAGAAAUUUAGGACUACUGUCGUCACAAGAACUUGAUCAUGCACUUAAAUUUUGGAUCAAACAAGUUCAACAACAGAAUUUUCACCCAGAAAUAUACUGUUUGAAACAUUCUCGCACACUACCUACAAAGAGUAAGAUCUUGUCUCUAAAUCCUUUCCUUGAUGAUGACGGUUUGCUCAGGGUGGGCGGUCGUCUUCGCCAUGCAAACCUACCGGAAAAUCAAAAAUAUCCUGUUUUGUUACCUAAACGCAGCUUUUUCACAGACCUGUUGAUUUCUUCAUUACAUGUAACAAACUUACAUGCUGGACCUCAGUUACUUCAAGCGUGCAUUCAACGUGAAUACUGGAUACUAUCUGCUAGAGAUACUAUUCGACAAUGCAUUAGGAAAUGCAUGACAUGUGCUAAGAUUAAAGCUCAAACCGCUCAGCAAAUGUUAGGCGAUUUGCCAGCUGCACGAGUAACUCCAACCCGACCAUUUCUUAAAUGUGGCGUUGACUAUGGUGGCCCUUUCUCCAUACGGAUGUCAAAGAGCUCCAGAGCAAAAACCUGCAAGGCAUAUCUAUGUCUGUUUGUGUGCUUUUCAACUAGAGCAAUUCACUGUGAACUAGUUAGUGAUUUGUCAACAAAUGCCUUCAUAGCUGCUUUUAAACGUUUUAUUUCACGUCGCGGUAAAUGUUCUGACAUUUACAGUGACUGCGGCACUAAUUUUAUUGGUGCAAAGAAGGAACUUGACGAACUUAAUGCAUUGUUCAAAUCACCAAACCAUAAUGAAAAAAUCGCUCAUUACUUAUCUGAUGAAGGUAUCAACUGGCACUUCAACCCACCAGCUGCUCCUCACAUGGGAGGCAUUUGGGAAGCGGGCAUCAAAUCUGUGAAAUUCCAUCUUAAGCGCAUCAUAUCAAACGUGAUAUUAACUUACGAAGAGUUAUACACGAUCAUAGUGCAAGUUGAGGCCUGUCUCAACUCUCGUCCUCUCUCACCUCUGUCCAGUGAUCCAAAUGACCUUUCAGUGCUCACACCAGGACACUUUCUUAUUGGUGGUCCUCUAAACGCUGUUCCAGAAACAGAUUUUACAUCUUCUAAACUCAACCAUCUGACACGCUGGCAGCUGACGCAACGUCUAUUGCAGCACUUCUGGAAGCGUUGGAGUUCCGAGUACGUGACCCGUUUACAACAACGACCAAAGUGGUUUUCCAGAAAACCCAAUUUGAAAGUUGGAGACCUUGUGCUGGUUAAAAAUGAAAACUUACCCCCGCUAAAGUGGCGUCUGGGACGCAUCUCAGAGGUUUUUCCAGGAAAGGACGGUUGUGUUAGAGUGGCAGCAGUAAAAACUUCUGACGGACUGCUUAAGAGACCCAUUGUUAAGUUAUGCAAACUGCCAAUGGACAGUGAUUGA
Molecule: messenger RNA, 5076 nt
Organism: Uloborus diversus
Lineage: Eukaryota; Metazoa; Arthropoda; Arachnida; Araneae; Uloboridae
Exons: 2
Coding region: 1-5076 (1691 amino acids)
Biological process (GO): DNA integration
Molecular function (GO): nucleic acid binding; zinc ion binding
Source: RefSeq, a predicted model, not a curated record